UUCAAAACGGAAGGCACCGGAGACAAUGCUCUUCAACGAUUCAGAAGAACCGGACCUGGAGCUCGAAGAAGAAGCGGAAUCCUUAUCCUACUGUGACCCGGCUCCAAUAUGCUCCCAAGGGCACCGAUCCACGCUCAUCCUCCCCACCCAACAGGGCGGCUCCAUCUGCCUCCUCUGCUUCUCCAACCUGGUCGCCGAUCCUUUCUCUCCCACUCUCCACGUCUCCUACGCCCUCUCCCAGCUUUCCCUCGCCGUCUCUCAGCCCCAAUUCCUCCACUCCCUCCGUUCUCUCCACUCCCACCUCCUCGUCUCCCCUCUCGUCAAGGCUCUCUCUUCCUUCGACGACGAGCCCAUCGCACGCCAGCUCAUUGAUCUGAUCCUCAAUCUCUGUGGUUUCGGUGAUGGAUCGCUGUGCGCUCAGUUUGUCGCCAUGCUUUCGGACCGCCUCGCGUCCGGCGCGUUGGCGUGGAGUCGCCGCCAGGUGUUUACGCUUCACUGCUUAGGGGUUCUCUUAAACUGUCAGACAUAUAAUCUCUAUGCCCACAUCAAAGACAAAUAUGGCCUUGUUUCCAAUCUUGUUGCAGGUCUUCAAUUGCCAAGUGAGGAGAUCCGUGGGGAGAUCCUUUUUGUUCUGUACAAGGUAUCUGUUCUCCAGUAUGCAUCAGAGGAUGGUGAUGGAGAUGGAACUGAUGUUUUACCGGCCUUUUGUCCCAAGAUCUUGCACCUGGUGAUGGAUGCCCUCAUGAAGACCCAAAUUGAUGAUGUCCGCUUGAAUUGUCUAGCACUUCUGACGGUUUUGUCUCAGAGAGGGUUGUUUGCUAAUGUGGAUGCAAAUGACACAAGCAGCAUGAAUUCGUAUGAAGCAGAUAACUUCAUAGCAGCAGAAAAUGGAAAAGAUGGGCCUCCUUUGCAUACCAUCUUUGCUGAGGCCAUUAAAGGCCCACUGCUUUCGUCAGAUAGCCAAGUUCAACUGAGCACACUAGAUUUACUCUUUCAAUAUUUGUCUUGCGAAGGUGCUUCAGGAAAGCAUAUCCAAGUCCUGGUAGAAGAAAAUAUUGCAGAUUAUGUGUUUGAAAUACUUAGAUUGUCAGAAUGUAGGGAUCCAGUUGUCAACUCUUGCAUUCUGGUACUUGAUCUUUUAUCAAUGACUGACCAAGCCUUCAAACAAAGGCUUUUUGUUGGAUUUUCUACUCUGAUUCCAGUAGUAAGAUAUGUAGCUGAAGUUCCUUUUCAUCCCGUUCAAAGUCAGACUCUAAAGCUCAUAUGGAACUGUGUUUCUGAUUGUCCUGGGAUGUUAUCUAAUUCUCAAAUAGAGGAGUUAGCUCUUGUUUUCACAAGGAUGCUUAAAAAGCAUACUGAGGGGGAGAUGGGCAUGCUUCCUCAGACAUUGAUAAUGCUCUGUUCAGUCUUCGUAGCUCUUAUGAAGCUUUCAUCUUCUCAUGGGACUCUAAACCUGGCAAGAUUAGUUCAAGAAGCAUCAAAACAUGCCAUUUUAGGCUGUCUAGAUAUCUCCGAAAAACAUCCCAUUCAACUUUUGCACUCCUUGUACCUACUUAAAGAGGCAUAUCUGUACGGUCAUGAAGAAAAUUUAAGCGAAUCCAGUAGCAUGGAACUACGGAAGUGUGUGGUGGAUAUAUGCACAACACAUUUAUUGCCUUGGGUUGUAACAGCUGUCAAUGAGAUAGAGGAGAAUAUCGUCCUUGGGGUGCUGGAAACUUUUCAUUCAAUACUGCUUCAGGAUUCUGAUAUCCAAGCCAUGGAACUUGCAAAGGCCCUGGUUUCAGCAUCUUGGUUCAGUUUCUCAUUUGGAUGUCUAGGCUUAUAUCCUACAGAGAAAAUGAAAUGCAGAGUAUAUCUGAUGCUCAGUUCACUUGUGAACGUACUUCUUGGAAAUGACUCUGGGCAACCCAUUAAAGAUGCUGCUCUAUAUCUGCCAUCUGAUCCUGUAGAUUUGAUGUUUUUACUUGGUCAAAAGAGCUCUCAUAAUUUGGAAUUGUCUUCUUGUCAAUCUGCCAUUUUGCUGAUAUUGUACACCAGUUCUUUGUAUGAUGAAAGACUUGCAGAUGAGAGGUUGGUUUUAGCUUCUCUGGAGGACUAUCUUCUUGUAAAUUGUAGUGAUUUACAAUCUGGGGCUGCUGAUUCACUUGCAGUGAUGCGACUGGUGAAUCUUUAUGGUCUUUUCAGGGGUCUUGCCGAAAUGGGCUACCAAAUCCCCUACAGUUUGAAAGCUGAAGGGAUCCUUUUCCAGCUGAUGACUGCAAAUGAAUGGGAUUUUCCUUCUACUGGAAUUCACUCGGCAUCAUUAAAAUGGUUGUUUCAACAAGAGAAAAUCAGCAAGCAAUUGUCUUAUCAGAUUCUGAAAUUCUGCAGAAGCGAUAGCUCAAAUGGGACAGACAUCAUUGUCCAUGGAAGAAAUGAUCAAGUUCCAUAUGCACAAGCAAUUGCAGGGCUAGUAGCAGCGGGAGAUAACUAUGUAGCAACAAUUUUUGUAUGCUUGUUAAUAGAGCUUGCCAAGGAUAGUGGCCAAGAACAUGACAUAAUUUCAGUGGUUAAUCUCAUAGAAACCAUUAUUAACAUCUUUCCAGCUGCUUCAGAACAAUUAUGUUUGUAUGGCUUAGGGAAGGCAAUCUACACUCUUUAUUAUGAUUCAAGCCACACAUAUUCCCCACAGAUAUUAAUGGCCACCUCAGUUUUGAUUUUUAACAUUUUAAGUUUGGUGCGGCCUGAGAUUCUUAUUGAUGAUGAAAAUUGGCUUGCAGUGAUAAUGAAGUUGAUGAAGUUCUUUAACCCCUCAGAGGCUGCAGAUAGGUGGAAUGUUGAAACGCUUGUUAUAAUUGGAAUUCUUUCCCUGGUUUUGCACCACUCCACCAAUGAAGCACUCGUUGAAGCUUCAAAAACUAUUCUUUUUAAUUCUUCUCUCGUCUCUGCAAUCAACAGCACAAUCCGUGCUGCCAGCUUAAAGGGGACUGCUUUGGUGGACCAUGAUGAGGGAACAAGCAUAGGAGAAACUUUGAUAUUUGCGCUUUUACUAAAUUACUUUUCUUUAAUAAGUUUGCCUGCUGUUCUACCAGGGUUUGUUGAUUGGCACAAUUUCUUUGAUCCACAAAAGAGGACGGAACCACUAUCCUUCAUUGGCAUCCAUUGCCAUGACCUAUGCAGACUCAUGCAUUUUGGGUCUUCUCUGGUGAAGCUUGUUGCUUCCUACAGUCUGUUAGAGUUGCUUACCCGAUUAUCAGACCAGUUAUGUGAAAAGCACUUGGAAUCAAAAUGCACUAUGGGUUACCUAAUGUCUGUAAUUGCUGUGUUAGAAGGGUUGGUUUUUUACAGCGAUCCUAGAGUGGCUAUGAACUCUGGCAUCUGCCUAUCAAUAAUUUUGGGUUGGGAAAAGCUGGAUAUGCAGGAGACAGCAAUGGUUGACAAGAGCAGUUGGUGCAGGCUGAUCGUGGAAGAGCUAGCAAUGUCUUUGGCAGCUCCAUGUUUGUCAUCAAAAUCUUUCAUUAAUCAUCACAAACCUGCAAUUCAUGUAGCUGUGGCGAUGCUGAAACUCCAAAAGGUUCCUGGGUGGAUGAGAUCUGUGUUUGAUGAUACCUGCAUAUCUUGCAUAAUUGAAAAUCUUGCGACUAGUAAUGUCAGCACAGAGAUGGUAUUGUUGAUUCAAGAGCUACUGGAUUCUAAGUUCCUGAAGACCGAACAAAUUGCUAAUCUAAAUCGGGUCCUCCAGGCUCUCAGAAAGCAUAUGUAUGCUGACAAUGCUCCUGAUGAUCGAGUAGAUGAGCAUGCGAAGAAGAUAAUUACCACCCCAGAUGAUAUGGGAGAAGUUCGUGAGUAUCUCGUUUUCUUGAUGUCAUCCAAGUCAUCUCUAGAUAUGGAUUCCAGGGGAUUACAUUUUGGGAAAAAGAGACUGGUAGAAGAGAUAGAGUUGUUUUUUAGGACCAUAACGGUGGAGGAUGACGGCUAACGGAAUUUUGUAAGUCCAUUUUGCUUUAUUUGAACGAUUUUUCGCACUAUCGCUUAGGGACCUAAGCAUGUAAGGUACUAAGGUGCUUGUCCUUGUGAAGCAAAACCCACAUCUUAAAGAUAACAAAGAAUAUAGAGCUGGCAUACACACUGAUACUGA
Molecule: messenger RNA, 4117 nt
Organism: Corylus avellana
Lineage: Eukaryota; Viridiplantae; Streptophyta; Magnoliopsida; Fagales; Betulaceae
Gene: PRD1
Product: putative recombination initiation defect 1
Biological process (GO): meiotic DNA double-strand break formation
Source: RefSeq, a predicted model, not a curated record